Messenger RNA from Ilex paraguariensis (yerba mate), 715 nucleotides. The record is from the annotation of a GenBank genome assembly. NCBI's taxonomy places the organism in Eukaryota, Viridiplantae, Streptophyta, Magnoliopsida, Aquifoliales, Aquifoliaceae.
CUAGCUAUAUAUUUUGAAAAUGUUCUGUCAUGAUUUCGUCUCAGAUGUAAUGGAAGCCUUUCUUUGGUUGGUCGCACACUAGCCAUUGAAACAAGCAUUCAAAUCAAGCCACUUGAUCUCAUUACCUAUCCUCACCUCACACUUCUUAGAGAUAAAUUUGAGUUCUCCUCUCAUUUUCCUAUUUAUACAAACCCUUUUCAAUUUAAUUUCCUCCAUUAAUCUCUGUAGUUUCUUCUUCAAGAAAAUAACUUAAAUAUGGCCUCCCAUGGCGGUAUCACUGUUACAACAUCAUCACCUAAAGGCGGCAGUGGACGAGAGUCCCUUUCUGGGUCUGUGAAUUCACCAAAAGGGCAGUGCUUGUGUUCGCCGACGACCCAUAAAGGGUCUUUCCGGUGCCGAUUUCACAGGUCGAGUUCGACGGCGUGGUUAAAGAGAUCGAAGUCCAUGCCUCCGAGUGACAGCGUUUCUUCUCUCUCUCCGAAAUCAGUGGAGUCUACGUAAGAGGUUGAACGGUUGCUUGGGUAUAGGGGCUGCAUAUAUAUAUCUUUAGGAGCCCUGCCUGGUCUGGUCUCUUUCAAUUCUGUGAAAAAAAGAAAGUACGAUUGUAAGGACUUUCUCUGUUUCUUUAAGCAUGUCAUGUGUUAUUCUGUAUAUCAUUGCUGAACCUACAAAACUUAUAAUCUCUUGACCUUCCUGAUCUCUCUCUCUCUCUCUC